Messenger RNA from Leptosia nina, 285 nucleotides. Lineage: Eukaryota; Metazoa; Arthropoda; Insecta; Lepidoptera; Pieridae. The record is from the annotation of a GenBank genome assembly.
AUGCAACCCACCACAAUCAUCGUUCUGGCUUGCCUGGUGGCAGUAGUAGCAGCGAACACACAAUACCAGUACCCCAUCGAAGAUUCCAACCUACAGGAAAGUCAAGUCUAUGAAUCAAUCAAUGACACACCAGUACACGAGUCCAGUUCAAGAACGAAGAGAGGAUUACUUCUCUUGAAGAAGAAACUCCUACUGGGAGCUCUUGGACUGAAAGCAGCGAAGGUGGGCGCUGUUGGAGCUGGUGUGGCCGGCGCCAUCGCCCUGAAGAAACACUGGUCCGGUUAA